This is a messenger RNA of Pieris napi, 1870 nucleotides long. It is a transcript of the gene serpin-6, whose product is annotated as serine protease inhibitor 88Ea-like. The record is from RefSeq and is a predicted model, not a curated record. The transcript has 8 exons. Bases 155 to 1384 code for a protein of 409 amino acids. NCBI's taxonomy places the organism in Eukaryota, Metazoa, Arthropoda, Insecta, Lepidoptera, Pieridae. Gene Ontology annotation, molecular function: serine-type endopeptidase inhibitor activity.
AUUGCAAGUAUUGAAACAAGACAACUCGGCCAGUCAUACAAGUUUGCCCCACAAAUAGUGGACAGCGAACAGCUCUUGCUUAGUUCGCUUCGCGACACCGUGAUUGACUAACGUGUUGUGUUUGAUCGGAUAUUAAAAUCGAAAUCGAUAAAAGAUGCUGAAAUUAACGCUCUUCAUCGCAGUCAUAGCGUCGGUACACGGCCAGUGCUUGGACAAAGAUGUGUCUAAGGCGAAUCCAGAAUCUCGAAUAGAUUUAUAUAAGGGCCAGCUACACUUCACAUUGGACCUAUUCAAUUCCAUAAACAAAGCUGUGCCAGAAGAUAAUAUAUUUUUCUCGCCGUUCUCCGUGUACCACGCGUUGCUUUUGGGGUAUAUUGCUGCUGGUGGACGGACAGAACAGAAUCUGAAGCAGGCGUUGAAGAUCUCAGACUCUAUGGACAAGGUGAACCUGCUGACAGCGUACAGAGUGGACAAAAGGUCACGAGAGAUGAACAAUAACAGCGACAGUUACGAGUUCACGAAUGCAAACAGGAUGUUUGUGGACAGCGGCCUGAACGUCAGACAAUGUGUGCGCGACCUACUUUUGGAUGAAUUGCAGGCGUUGAACUUCCAUGAGAACCCAAUCGCAGCCCGGGAAACCAUCAACAGCUGGGUAGAACGCGUUACAAAGAAUAAUAUCCAGGAUCUAAUACCAGCUGACGGUAUAUCCGAAGCCACCAAGCUGGUGCUGGCAAAUGCCGCGUAUUUCAAAGGCGUGUGGGCGUCCAAAUUCCUGGUAGAAAGAACGAAGAAGCAGGUGUUUUUUGUGUCUGAAACCCGACAGACCUUGUGGCCUUUUAUGAGACAGAAGGGAAUAUUUCAUUACAUGGUAAACGAUGACCUUGGAGCACAAAUCCUGGAACUUCCAUACAAGGGCAAUGACAUCAGCAUGUAUAUUCUUCUCCCGCCCUACUCCAUGAAGGAAGGAGUAUCGAAUAUAAUAGCGAAGUUGACACCUGAACGACUAGCCGCAGUUGUGGAGGAAGGUUAUAUGGGACGGGAGGUUGUGGUGGAAAUUCCCAAAUUCACAAUUGAAAGGAGCUUGCCUCUUCGUACAAUACUGCAAAGUCUGGGCGCGGGCGAUCUUUUCAACGCAACAUCCGAUUUUUCAUCUCUCACGGAUGAUCAUGGAAUAUACUUCGACGACGCCAUGCACAAAGCCAAGAUUCAAGUCGACGAAGAAGGUACGGUAGCAGCUGCUGCAACAGCGUUGUUCGGUUUUCGUUCCUCUCGUCCCGCGGAGCCGAGCGUCUUCAUAGCCAACUUCCCAUUCGUUUACAUUCUCUACGAGAAACCCACGAACUCUGUUCUCUUUAUGGGAGUCUUUAGGGACCCCAAGAAAUAACUUUGACUGAAUAAAUGUAUUUUAUUUUACACAGUCUGUAUAAGUUAUCUGUUUUAAGAAAUCCGCAUCCAAUUGUUUUGACUUAUGACACUUUAAGCUGUCAAAUAUUUCGUAAUUACGUCAAAUGUCGUUGAUGACAGCUUGCGUAAUGUCACAAAUGUUUGAAAAAAGAACGUGAUAUAGAAAAGAUUGUGUUAUGGUUUCACGAAUUUUUACCUAAAUUAUUUUAAACGAUGUUUUCAGCCAGAAUUUUACUAUCAUUUGAUCUAUGACUUAGCAUUUCCAAAUUUAAAGUAAUCAAAAUAUUUUUAUUUGUAAGAUUAGUAUUUUAUAUAUGUAUAAGAUGUGUUUUGUGUAAAUUAGUGUUUAUUGACUUAUUAUAAUAAGUAGCGAACGUAAAACAAAUUUUCCUUGUUUGUAUUUUUAUAAUCGAAAAUUGUGUUUUGCACAUACAUAAGCUUUAUUUAUUAAAUAAUAUUAAAACAA